AUGUCCAGAGAGAGCUUUGAGAGUGGGAGAUGGUGGGACAUCCCGGUCCUGCUGCUGAGAACAGGCCUCCUCAAGGGAGCCAAAUGCUGUGAGCACCACAGCAUUCUUCGAGGGCGGAAGGGGACCGAAGGCGCGCCCCCGUUCCGCGGCCCCAGCGAAAUGGAAGAAAUCCCAGCCGCGACUCAAAGACCGGAGACAGAGCCCCACAACGCACACAGCGCCUUUCCAUUCCCCGUCUCCAUGGGAACGCGCUGCUCACCCUUCUGGGAGGACUGUGCAAACCCUGAGAGCUGGCCGGGAACAUCCCUCCGUGAGCAGUUUCCGCCACAGCCGCCCUCUACGCCUCACAACCUGCGCAAACUCCUGGAAGCUGAAGCGGGGGCGCAUCUCGGGAACUCCGGCCGGAGGCGAGGCGCGUCCUGGACGGUCUCCGGAACUCUACCAACUCGAUACCCUGCCUUUGCCGAAGAUGGAAGCCGAGGAAACCUGCCAGGAGUAACUGUCACACCGAUGAGCCAGGCCCAUCCUCUGUUUCCUGGGAGAACUAUGGGGUUUUCUGCAGAACGGCAGGAACAUACUGUUUCAGGAGCCAGUGACAUUCGAGGAUGUAGCUGUGAGCUUCACUGGAGCGAGGGGCAGAGCCCUGUGCUGAGGACACAUAGGACAGGGAGUUCCCGAGCUGCUCCUGCCCAGGUUCCUGAGGUUAGAGAAGUUUCUGUACAAGAUGUCAAAUUUGAUAAUCAGUGGCAAAUGCCUAUGAGGGAGAAACUGAGAGAAGAGAAAGAAAGCUGUGAGAAAGUGACCUUCGAGAAAGUGACCAAGAAAGUAAAGAACAAGAAGAAGCUCAGUGAAUGUGCCAAAUAUGGCAGAAACUUCCGUUGUCAUUCCGACCUAAUUGUCCAUGAACGAAUUCACUCCAGUGAGAAGGCCUAUGUGUGUAAUGAGUGUGGGAAAGCACUGAAGACCAAAAGUCAGCUUUCUGUGCACCAGAUACUCCACACGGGGGAGAAACCCUUUAACUGUACCCAGUGUGGGAAGGCCUUCAGUAGUAGAUCAGCUCUUUGCCGACACAGAAUCUCCCACAGUGGGGAGAGGCCUCACAAGUGCAGGGACUGUGGGAAGGACUUCAAAACCAGGACAUGCCUCGGCGUGCAUCAGGUUAUGCACACGGGGGAGAAGCCGUAUGAAUGUGAGGAGUGUGGGAAGGCCUUCAGUAGGAGUUCAGACCUCACCAAGCACACAAGAAUCCACACUGGGGAGCGGUCUUAUGAGUGCACUGAGUGUGGGAGGGCCUUCAGCCGGAGCUCAGACCUAAGCAAACACCAAAGAAUCCACUCUCAGGAGAAGUGCUAUGGGUGUCCUCAGUGUGGGGAAGCCUUUAGCAGCAAGGUAGAGCUCAGCAAACAUAGAAGGAUCCACAUGGAAGAGAAGCCUUACAAGUGUAAAGAGUGUGGGAAAGCCUUCCGUUACAACUGUAAACUCAGGGCUCAUGAACGAGAACACAUGGGGAAGAAGCCCUAUCGGUGUGGGGAUUGUGGGAAAACUUUCCAAGAUCAGCACGCCUGA
Rhinolophus ferrumequinum (greater horseshoe bat) is the source of this 1566-nucleotide messenger RNA. Its product is annotated as zinc finger protein 311. The record is from RefSeq and is a predicted model, not a curated record. The coding region runs from base 1 to 1566 and encodes 521 amino acids. Lineage: Eukaryota; Metazoa; Chordata; Mammalia; Chiroptera; Rhinolophidae. The transcript is spliced from 9 exons.